AUGCUUAGCGUACAAUCGCUACGAGCGGGCGGUAGCGUAAUUCGUAGUAAUAUUCUUAGUACCGCCUCCGCCUCCGCUCCCUCCUCCGGCGCCGCUACCGCCGCCGCCGUUACCGCCUCCGCCGUACUCGCCUCCGCUGCCUCCGCCGCCGCCGCCGCCGCUACUACUAAGGCUACUGCCCUCGAAGAGAGGGUAGUUACGCUCGAACGUCGCCUCUUACGUAAGACGAAAAAUUCGCAAAGGCUUCGAGAAGCCUUAGAAAUAUUAAAAGAUAAGUUCCGCGACUGCCUUAAAAAGCUCGAAGGCGCCGGCGACGACGACGAUAACGACGACGACGACAACGACGGCGGCGACGACGGCGGCGACAGCGAUAGUAACGGCGACAGCGAUAGUAACGCCGGCGCCGACGGCGAUAGCAAUAGAGACAGUAACGGUAACGGUAACGCCGAUACCGAUAGCGACGGCGACGACGUUACUAUCGAAGAAGACGAUAAGAUAGUCGUUAACGACAACGUCGAUAACGACGACGUUAAGAUAGAUGUUAACGACGAAGAGGUUAAUAAAGACGUUAAGAUAAGCAAUAACGAUUAG
This is a messenger RNA of Sphaerulina musiva SO2202, 591 nucleotides long. RefSeq lists its product as uncharacterized. The record is from RefSeq and is a predicted model, not a curated record. The transcript has a single exon. The coding region runs from base 1 to 591 and encodes 196 amino acids. NCBI's taxonomy places the organism in Eukaryota, Fungi, Ascomycota, Dothideomycetes, Mycosphaerellales, Mycosphaerellaceae.